Messenger RNA from Peromyscus maniculatus bairdii (prairie deer mouse), 2235 nucleotides. The record is from RefSeq and is a predicted model, not a curated record. NCBI's taxonomy places the organism in Eukaryota, Metazoa, Chordata, Mammalia, Rodentia, Cricetidae.
UGCGCACACCGAGGGGGAGACAAUGGCCUUUUCUGUUACAGCUCAGAUGUGCCUGUCACAGUCUUUAAUCGCCAACGGAAACUAUUUACUUUCAAGGUCUAGGCCUGUCUGAAGUGAGACGAGGCAGAGCUGUAGCAGAAGGCUGGCCUUCCACUGUGGCUGCAGGGAAACCUUCCACUGUGUCCCCGGGCUGGGGCCCCUUCCCUCGGGAAGGACAGCGGAAGACAGUGGGAGGCAGGAGGGGAGCGCUGGGGGGCUGCGUCACCCGUCACCCACGCUUCCCUGGCUGUCAGUCUCCCUGCACCCCGGCCUCGCAGGUAGAGACGCCCCCUUCCCGCGGUUCGCGCGGCUGGGAAGGAGGGGCUGGGCUCCGAGCGCCCGCCCCUCCAUCUAUCACAUGGCCGGAGAGUCACAAAAACAACAGCUUUGGCCAAGACCGUGACUUCAGGAAGGGAACCCAGGGCCCUGGCCGCCAGCCCCCUCCCCAUGGAGGACAGUUUUCUGGAAUCGUUCGGGAGGCUGAGCCUCCACCAGCGGCAGCAGCAGCAGCCGCCUCCUCGGCCGCCGCCCGCGCGGGGGCCACCUCCGCGUCGCCACAGCUUUAGGAAACACCUCUACCUCCUGCGCGGCCUCCCGGGCUCGGGGAAAACCACGCUGGCCAGACAGCUGCAGCGUGACUUCCCCAGGGCCCUGAUUUUCAGCACCGACGAUUUUUUCUUCAGGGAAGAUGGUGCCUAUGAGUUCAACCCGGACUUCUUGGAGGAAGCGCAUGAGUGGAACCAGAAGAGAGCGAGGAAAGCAAUGCAGAACGGCAUAUCCCCCAUUAUUAUUGAUAACACCAACCUGCACGCCUGGGAAAUGAAGCCCUAUGCCGUCAUGGCACUUGAGAAUAACUAUGAAGUUAUAUUCCGAGAACCCGACACUCGAUGGAAAUUCAACGUUCAAGAGUUAGCAAGUGUCCUUCACGCAGAAAAGCCAAGCAGAGCCAACAGAAACCAGGACAGGAACGGCACACCUUCCGGCGGCCCCGGGUACUGGAGCACCUGCACCUCAGAGCUCCCCAGCCGAAGGGCUCACGGCGGCUUCUCCAACGAGAGCUUCAGAAGGGGCGGCUGUCACCACGGAUAUUAGCGGUCUGUGCACAGCCACUGCAGAGUUUUCCUAAAGAAGUUUCUACUUCCAUUUUUUGGUAUUUAUUCUUUGUUCAGUUUUAGCCAGAGCUCUAAUUCCAGUGUAAAUAGCCAAGCCCAGAAGUUUCUGAACAGAGGUCAUAUAUUCAUUAUUUCCAAAAAGCAACGUCAGAGUGCGCCUGUACGGCCUGAUGCUGGGGAUUCUGUGGAGGGCUCAAGGGUCUUUCUCUAGGGAAGGAGUUGAUUUGAAACUGAAAUCCAAGAUCACCAAUUAGCGGCAGAGUCAUAAACAAGGUGUUACUAGUACAUUUCUAUGGGCUAUGGUACCACUGUCUCUGCCAGAUCCAUCUUCUCCAUAGAGCUGGAGGGAGCGAGGGAGGCGGAGGCGGAGGCAGGAAGCAGUUUAGUGCGUUGCUGCUCUGAUAGGCUGCGUCCAGAGACCAGAGCCAUCUCUCUAACGGCAUUGAUUCUCUUUUAGACUUAAUGUACAGGAGGGAGGGAAUGUUGUCCUUCGAAGUAACAUUAGGAGACUUCCUCCCUGAUUUUAAUGACGUGUCGCUAUUAAACAUGCCUGUGAAUUCUUAGGAACAAAGGCAACCAAGAACCCGUCCGUCCCAUUACAGGACAGACCCCUCCCUCCGGCUCGCAGCCUAAUGUUAAUGUAAAUAAACCUGCUUUCGCAAAUGCCCAGUUUUAAAGAAUCAUCAAGAAUCAUCAUCAUUUCUAAAAUGAUGCCUAUAAUGUGUGAUUAGUUAGCAACUCGAAUAUUUAGGAGAACAAAGCAAUGAGGCAGCCAGGGUGUAGGUCAUACAAGGAAAUGUGGAACUCACACUCACUGAGAUGAGCAGGCUGUUUCACGUGGUAUUGAGACAGUGAAAUGUUGACUGCCCCUCGGAUCAGUUAUGAAUUUAUGAGUCCAAAUUAAAUCCCAGCAGGCUGGAAUCAGAUUCAUUUGGUACGAGACCAUGGCAAGACCAUGUGGGAUAUAUGCUCUAUUUAUUUUUUGGCCAACAGCUUCUUUUUAAUGUUCUGUGAAAUAUUAUUUUAAGUGUCUUAUAUAAUGGUGCUUUUAUGGUUAUUAAAAUUGUAUAUGGUAUUGCAUUUA